AAAGUGGUAAGUAUUUUAGUGAAGAGGCGUUUGGAUGAUGUGGACAGAAAUUGAAAUAGGGAAGGGAAGGGGAGGAGGGCAGGUGGCGUGGGCGAUGAUGACGUACGGCCCCGUGCUCCUCUGUGGUCUGUGUCUGUGUCUGUCUCCCCUCCCAACCAGACGCCUCCUCUCUCCAAGUCCGUCUGCCUCUCUCACCACCACCACCGUGCGCUGCUCCAAGGGGGAGAUGGCGGUGGUGAAGUGCAUCAGGGUCCACGAGCUGGGCGGGCCUGAGGUGUUGAGAUGGGAGCAAGUGGAGGUCGGGGAGCCCAAGGAGGGCGAGAUCCGGAUCAAGAACACCGCCAUCGGCGUCAAUUUCAUCGACGUCUACUACCGCCAGGGGGUCUACUCCGCUCCACUGCCCUUCGUCCCUGGGAGGGAAGCCGUUGGAGUGGUGACCGCUGUAGGUCCUGGCCUGACUGGCAGAAAGGUUGGGGACGUCGUCGCCUAUGCCGGCAAUCCCAUGGGCUCUUAUGCUCAAGAGCAGAUUAUUCCCGCCUCCGUCGCUGUUCCCCUUCCUCCUUCCAUCGACCACAACACUGCUGCCGCUAUUAUGCUCAAGGGGAUGACUGCUCACGUUCUACUUCGCCGUGUUUACAAGGUCCAGAGUGGUGAUUGUGUUCUGGUCCACGCUGCUGCCGGUGGGGUUGGAUCACUCCUUUGUCAAUGGGCAAAUGCCCUUGGUGCCACUGUCAUCGGGACUGUUUCAAAUGAGGAGAAGGCUGCACAGGCAGCUGAAGAUGGAUGCCACCAUGUCAUCAUUUACACAAAGGAAGAUGUUGUCACAAGAGUCAAGGAGUUCACAGCUGGGAAAGGUGUCAAUGUGGUAUAUGAUUCUGUUGGCAAGGAUACAUACAAGGGUUCGGUGGAAUGCUUGGCGUGGCGUGGUAUGCUGGUGUCGUUUGGGCAGUCGUCAGGUAGGCCUGAUCCCAUUCCGCUGAGCGAUCUGGCAAGCAAGUCGCUGUUGGUAACAAGGCCCAGCCUGAUGCAUUACACUGCUACCCGCGACGAGUUGCUGGAGUCGGCCGGUGAGGUGUUUGCCAAUGUAGGAAGCGGGGUGUUGCGCAUCCGUGUGAACCACACAUAUCCAUUGUCUCAAGCUGCUCGCGCUCAUGCGGAUCUCCAGGCCAGGAAGACGACCGGAUCCAUCCUGCUCAUCCCAGAUGAUGCAUGAUACUCCAGUACUAGUGUAGGAGUAGUAGUUAUUCCAGUACAAAAAGUGUCUCUUCUCCAAUGCCGCUGCUGUUUCUUACUUUAGUACUCCUGUAUUUUUCAUGCAUUAUCAAUCAGGUUCAGGUUUGGUUGCCAGUUGAUGUGUGUCUGCGUGCGUUUCGUUGUGGUUUUCAUGUUGACAGGACAGGACGUAUACUAUACAUAAAUAAAGGGCAGCAUCUUUGAAAUAAAGAUCACUUAUACUAUUA
Messenger RNA from Oryza sativa Japonica Group (Japanese rice), 1460 nucleotides. RefSeq lists its product as uncharacterized. The record is from RefSeq and is a predicted model, not a curated record. Lineage: Eukaryota; Viridiplantae; Streptophyta; Magnoliopsida; Poales; Poaceae. Gene Ontology annotation, cellular component: cytosol. Gene Ontology annotation, molecular function: quinone reductase (NADPH) activity; NADPH binding; mRNA 3'-UTR AU-rich region binding.